AUGACAGCAGAAAAGAUUACAUGGAAGUCCAUCGACGGGAAGGAACACCCAACCUUGUCGCCGGCGUUUGUCAGUAACGGCCACGUAUUUACCUCAGGAAUAAUUGGAUCUGACUACAGCACAGGUGAAACCCCCGAUAAGAUUGAGGAUCAAGUGCAUUUGGCGAUCAAAAACUUGGAAAAAGUACUCGUUGCUGCUGGUUCUUCCUUGGAUAAAGUUUUCAAAGUAACGAUGUUCCUUUCUCACGCUGAAUACUCUCAAAUUGUCAAUAAGAUAUAUGGGGAAUAUUUCCCCGGAAAGCCUGCACGUAGCUGUGUCAUCGUGGCCUUCAUGGACGCGGCUAUAAAAUAUGAACUGGAAGCUGUUGCCACCUCUAGUUAA
Messenger RNA from Lachancea dasiensis, 381 nucleotides. Lineage: Eukaryota; Fungi; Ascomycota; Saccharomycetes; Saccharomycetales; Saccharomycetaceae. The record is from the annotation of a GenBank genome assembly.